Molecule: messenger RNA, 927 nt
Organism: Coccomyxa subellipsoidea C-169
Lineage: Eukaryota; Viridiplantae; Chlorophyta; Trebouxiophyceae; Coccomyxaceae
Exons: 8
Coding region: 1-927 (308 amino acids)
Source: RefSeq, a predicted model, not a curated record
AUGGGUUAUAGAUAUGAACCGCUGGGGUCCAUCACGAUCCUGCUGCUUGCCACCUCGGGGGCCUCCACAGACGGGGAUGUCGGAUCAAUAUCGAGCAUAGAGCUCCGACCAGCAGCGCAGCAUCUGCUGGGCCGAGUAGAUUCCGCAACAGAGGAUGCCAGUGCAGAGGAAGAUGGCGAUGGCGCAGACCAGGUGUCUCAGCUUUCUGCGGAGGAAGUCGACAAGCGGCUAAGGAAAGCAGCGGCCUUCAUAGCCACUGCUGACAGCCUGGCACCCUAUGACCGCCGGACCUUCAAUGCAGCACUGGUCAUCUGGGACAUAGUGAAGCUGUGGAAGGUGUCUGGCAGCCGCUACCUGGCCGGCAGGCAGGAGCUGGCAGAGGUCCAGGGACCAGACUACUCCCUCUACGAUGACUUCCCUGAAGAGCUAAAUGAGGUGGCCACCUUUGAGGGGCGCGCAGCGGUGCCCCUGAACUCUCUUUUUGGCGGCUUCCGCAAACUUUUCUUCCUGCAGCCGCGCACCUUCGAUCUGUAUGGGCGUGUCCAGGUGCAAAAGGGGCCACUGGGCGAUCUUCUGUACCCGCUGUACUACAAGUGCACCAUCGACACUAGCACAAUACCAGCUGGCUACGACGCAUGCUAUGCCGUGAUGCUGACUAACGACGACAUAAUCGCAGGAACAAAUGAGCUCAGCGACGUGCAGCUGGAGUAUCUGGAUGAGAGGCUAGGUCUGAAGCCGUCCGAUGUUCCCUCCACUGGGCGGUGGCCGCACAAUAGGCAGCCUCGCUGGCCAUUCAACGGCGGUCUGGUGGAUCACUUGAGGGCAGUGGGGCCAGGGGUGUAUGUUGGCGUGGGCUGGAAACAUCUGGGCACAGCAAAUGCCAAACGCUUCCUGCACUUCAUGCUAGUGAGAAAAUGCGACGCAUGA